AUGGAGGAAGAAGAUGAGGAGAGCAUGUAUGCGCCUGCUGAAAGCGCCGAGCCAGAUCCGGGUGUGCAUACAAACAAUGGGACCGGCAAUGCACCAGUCAAAAGGGAGGGGAGGAACGAUGAAGAGGAUGGUGAAGAAGAGGGAGAAGAGGUAGAGGAGGACGAGAGUGACUCGGAUAUAGAUAUCAUCACUGAGCGAAAGGGCUCAGAAGCCAGACCAGAGCCUGCACAGCCUCGUCGUGUUGCUUCACUAAAGGAACCGCAAUCUGGGACACCAUCUGCUGAAGCAGUGCCUGCUGCUCAGCGCUCCCCAGCAAUUAAGAACGAACCUUCAGGCAAAGAGACUCCGACGAGACUCGGCUCAUCCUAUCCAGCAGUCAAGAUUUCGAAUAUCGAAGUCGACGCCAAACCCAUCUACGAGCCAAAUGGAAAACCAAUUACAGAUAUCGACAUGGAUACCGAUUUUCCCGAGGACGACAAGCCUUGGCGCCGACCAGGUACAGACAUGAUUGACUACUUUAACUACGGGUUUGAUGAAUUCACAUGGGCGAGCUACUGCUUGAAGCAAGGCUCCUUACGGAAAGAGGUCACGGAUUCGAAGAAACAAAUGGAGGAGAUGCAAAAUUUCCUCAGCAUGCCAUCUGCAAUGCCAGGUAUGCCUGGAGCCCCUGGAGGUGCACCACCUGGUAUGCCACCUAUGGGUGGACCCGCAGAUAUGCCACCAGAAAUGCAGCAGAUGAUGGCGCAGAUGAUGGCUCAAGGCAUGGAUCCCACGCAAAUGGAUCCCGCAACUUUCAUGCAGAUGAUGCAGGGGGGUCAAGGAGGAGCAGGAGGAGCAGGAGAUUCGAACCAGAACUUUGGUGGACAAGGAUUUGGUCAACAGGGUCAGAAUCAGCAGAUGGGGUACGGAUAUGGUGGUGGUGGUGGUGGAGGGGGCGGUGGGGGCAGAAAUCAAGGCGGCCGUGGAAACCGCAGAUGGUAG
Messenger RNA from Letharia columbiana, 981 nucleotides. RefSeq lists its product as uncharacterized. Gene Ontology annotation, molecular function: RNA binding. The record is from RefSeq and is a predicted model, not a curated record. Bases 1 to 981 code for a protein of 326 amino acids. The transcript has 4 exons. Gene Ontology annotation, cellular component: mRNA cleavage and polyadenylation specificity factor complex. Lineage: Eukaryota; Fungi; Ascomycota; Lecanoromycetes; Lecanorales; Parmeliaceae.